This is a messenger RNA of Aspergillus alliaceus, 1180 nucleotides long. RefSeq names its product PSME3-interacting protein. The record is from RefSeq and is a predicted model, not a curated record. The transcript has 2 exons. Bases 177 to 929 code for a protein of 250 amino acids. Gene Ontology annotation, cellular component: nucleus. NCBI's taxonomy places the organism in Eukaryota, Fungi, Ascomycota, Eurotiomycetes, Eurotiales, Aspergillaceae.
CUUUUUCAAUACUGCUUGCAAUCAACUAACUAAUCGCUCCAAUUAAUCGUUGUGGCGGACUUUCAAGGGUGCGCUUAAUACCCGAUAACGCCCAUAAACACACAAACUUCUCGACUCCGCAACCCGACCUCUCACAACCGAACAAUCGCAAACUUCCUUUCACCCUUCCUGCCAAAAUGUCCUCCGGAUUUGUAUCCGCCGGAACAGACCAAGAACCGGUAGAACGCGACGAUGAGUGGCUCCGAGUUCAACAGGAGCUGGAGGAGGAGCGCCGGCGCAAAGCAGAGUUAGGCAAGCAGGAUGGCGGCAAGAGUCUAUACGAAGUACUACAGCAGAACAAAAUGGCCAAACAAGAAGCUUUUGAGGAGAAAAUUAAAUUGAAAAAUCAGUUCCGGUCGCUUGACGAGGAUGAGGUCGAGUUCUUGGAUUCAAUUAUGGAGUCGACGCGCGCGCAGGAGGCGGCUGUUAAGAAAGAGACGGCUGAGCAGCUUGAGAUUUUCCGGCGACAGCGCGAGGAGGCGGAGAAGGUUGCGCUUGAGGAAGGAUCUGCCGAUGUUGCGGCGCCGGCUGAGGGAGAGGAUUGGAAGAUCCCUGCGCGCAAGAGGAGGAGGGAUAAGAAGGAUCUGUUGCUGCCUGGCAAGAAGCGAAAGUCUACCGCUGAGGGUGCUAGUGGGACUUCGUCAACUGGCGAGCAAAAGGCAGAUCAGGAGGCCAAAGAAUCCGGGAAAGGCGAUAAGGAGUCCGUUCCGGCUCCUGCUAAUACUAGGGCUAGGGAGUCACAGUCGCCUAUGAAGACAGCUAGUUCCACGAACCCCGUGCCAGGCAAUGACGCAAAAGCGGAAGGUUCAGAACAGUCUGAAGAGAGGCAAGCGGCCAAGCCAGCUCCUGUAUCACUCGGCCUGGCUGGCUAUAGUUCGGACUCCGAGUAACUGCAUUCGUGAUUCUGUUGCACUCGCCUAUUCCAAUCACUUGAUACGCUAUGAUCCCUGGUCACUCGCGAUCUGUGAGUCAUGAUACAGUGCUGAUGGGUUAAUCGGAGUUUCGAAAUGCCUGGUCAGUUUAUCACGGGUACUCUAGAACGAAGGCUACGUUAAAGUGUCGAGGAACACUGCCGGCACAGUGUAGGAAUUGCCAAUCCGCAGGCUCCGUGUUUAUGUUGCUUCAAAUGGAACGAAAGAAC